AUGUACGAUUCACUGGGUCUUGGACCUUAUUUGCCGUUGAUCUUGCUCUCUGCAGUUCUCGGUCCAUGUGCAAUUGCACUCUUGCAUUGGACCACGACAUCGGCCUCGAUUCCCGUCAUCAACAAGUAUAGUGGCGAUUUCUUCCUGAAAAAAGCCCAUGCCGAGUUCCUCGCCAACUGCAAAAAGCUCAUCAGUGAUGGCAUUGCCAAGUACAACGGACCAUUUCGGGUCAUGACCACUCUAGGAUCGAGAGUCAUUCUCCCAGCCAGAUUCGCCGACUGGGUGAAGAACUGCAAGGACCUGGAUCAUGUUCAGCUCGUCGCCGAUGAAUACUUUGCACACUAUCCCGGCUUUGAUGGAAACGGAGUUGUUGUUCAUCCCAGCCGGAUGAUGAUUACCGUUACGAAAACCAAGCUCAACCAGAACUGGCAAGUUGAAACCUUUCAACAACACAUCUCCGAACUACUUGAAGACGAAUGGUCCACCAACGAUGGCAACUGGCGGCCCGUUCCAUGGGGUCAAGAUGCUGCUCGCUACAUCGGGCGCAUGUCAUCUGCAGUCUUCGUGGGCGCCGAGCUGGCUCGCGAUGCGCAAUGGCAGCGUCUCAUCCUCAGCUAUACAAUCAACCUGUUCAAUGGCGUGCGGGCGUUGCGCACCUGGCCUCGGUUUACGCGCAAGUUCAUCCACUGGUUCCUCCCUGAGUGUCGGACUUGUCGGAAGCAAUUGGCGUUCGCUCGCCAACUGUUGCAGCCAGUUUUGAACAAGAGACGCCAAGCCAUUGACGAAGCCAUAAACGCAAAACAGUCUCCACCGAUAUUCGACGAUACCAUCGCAUACAUCGAAGAGAUUGCCGCCGGUCGACCAUUCGAUCCAGCCGCGACUCAACUCGCCUUUGCGAUUUCGGCUAUGCACACCACCACUGAACUGCUAAAGCAGACCUUGGUGGAUAUUUGUUUGCAUCCAGAGCUUAUAUACCCCCUGCGAGACGAAGCCAAAGCUGCAAUCGAGCAGUAUGGGUGGACAACUGCCGGCAUGUUUCAGAUGCAACUUAUGGAUAGCGUCAUCAAGGAAUCGCAAAGGAUGAAGCCCGGAUCACUGGUUAAUCUUGAACGCAAGGCUCUCAAAGAUGUUACUCUACCUGAUGGUAGCCUGUUGCCCGAAGGCACAAAUGUGGCCGUGGAUACGGCAAACAUGUGGAAUCCGGACAUCUACAAGGACCCAGCAGUAUACGACGGAUACCGAUUCUACAAUGCUCGAAAGGCUGGGGGCUCGGCAAGCAACGCUGCUCAGCUUGUAUCUGUCAAUAGCGACUUUAUUGCUUUUGGUCUUGGGCCAUCGGUGUGUCCUGGCAGAUUCAUGGUAGCAAACGAGGUCAAGGCCGCGCUGGCUACAAUUCUGAUGCAGUAUGAUGUCCGAUUGCCGCAAGGCAUACGUCCACAGAUCAUAUAUUAUGGGUUUGAAAUGUUGUCCGAUCCCACAACGGUGAUAGAAGUGAAGAGAAGGACAGACUGAGCAGCAUUACAAGUAUGAUGCCCGCUAAAAGCGCUCAAAGUGGCAAGCAAAGCUGCCAUAGUAUUUUUAUUAAUUGUAUUUUUUAUCAAGUACUUAAUUUUUUAUUAAAUAUUUUAUCAAUUCAAUAUUCAUGUC
Messenger RNA from Trichoderma atroviride IMI 206040, 1647 nucleotides. RefSeq lists its product as uncharacterized. The record is from RefSeq and is a predicted model, not a curated record. Gene Ontology annotation, molecular function: monooxygenase activity; iron ion binding; oxidoreductase activity, acting on paired donors, with incorporation or reduction of molecular oxygen. Lineage: Eukaryota; Fungi; Ascomycota; Sordariomycetes; Hypocreales; Hypocreaceae.